This is a messenger RNA of Pieris napi, 2844 nucleotides long. RefSeq names its product serine/threonine-protein kinase tousled-like 2 (gene Tlk). Bases 462 to 2843 code for a protein of 793 amino acids. Gene Ontology annotation, biological process: intracellular signal transduction; chromosome segregation; peptidyl-serine phosphorylation. The transcript is spliced from 16 exons. Lineage: Eukaryota; Metazoa; Arthropoda; Insecta; Lepidoptera; Pieridae. The record is from RefSeq and is a predicted model, not a curated record. Gene Ontology annotation, cellular component: nucleus. Gene Ontology annotation, molecular function: protein serine/threonine kinase activity; ATP binding.
UGGUGUUUAUCCGCGUCUCGCUCACACCGACCGCGUCGCGUCGCGCUUCUGAGGUGCACUCGCUAUUCCUAUUAUUUUCGUGACGGGUAUUGCGCCGAAGCCGAUUCCCGCAUCCUCGCCCCGAGACGUGAAGUCCGGUCUCGCGGUGGAGGUGGCCGUUCGCAUCGUACGCUAGUACACGCCCGAGGCUGUCCCGUCGCGCGGGUCGCGGCUAAUGGAACGUUUGUUUUGCCCGCUCUCGGCCCCUCUGUUAUACACGAAAAUAAUGCGUCACGUCCGAUUGAUCGACUCAAUGUUACGUGUGCGCUACGGAUCCGAUCGCCUCAGUGACCGAUAAUGUUAUUGGGUUCCGUAUAACUAAUUGGAAAGUUGAUGUGUCUGUGGUGGUGACAGUGUGUGGAUUGUGCCCCGGGUGUGCUGAUGCUACACGUGAAUGUGGAUGGUGAUAGUGGAGUUGGAAGAUGCAUUUCAAAGAGUCGUUUGCAAUGAGCGAUCGUCAGAACGAGCGCGGCCGCCGCAACUCUCGCUGCAAGGGCGCUGGCGUCAAAAUGGAGCACUUCCAGGCGGCGCUGGAUCCUCGCAAGCAGGAGCUGCUGGAGGCUCGCUUUCUAGGCGCCAAGGUGAGCGCGGGGGCGGUACUGGUUGAAAGCCAGCGUGUUACCGAGUUCAAACCGAUGUCAGCUGGCUCACAAAUUCAAAUGGCACCUCAAACUACUGUCAACACGGGCCAGCCAGUACAUAAUAAUCAGGACUCCAAUAUGAGCACAGGAUCUUCUCAUAGUGAUAAAGAAGUAGAUGCAUUAACUCCUGAAAAGUCAGCUGCUAUGAGAGGUUCUGCAACUGUACCAGGCAGUGCUUUAGUGCCACCGAGUGGAGCUACACCUACUAUAGCAAUGCCAGAAAGGAAAAGAAAGCGAAAAGGUGAAGAAGGUGUUGGCGGGGGUGGGGGUGGUGGUAAGCAAAGAAACAAUUCAGAUAAGAACAUUCGUGAAUAUUUCUCGAAGCACCCAUCGUCCAGUCCGGUCCGGCAUACCGGGGCGAAGUCACCGUCGCCGCAAAGCGCCAAUUAUCCUAUGUACCCACCGUCACCAUCAUCAAUAUCAUCAAUAUUGGCUCCGGGAGCUGAUUACUUACGUUCCGCCUCGCAACAGCGACCUCACCCUUCUGUUAAACAGAUUCAGACAGAAAUAACAUGUCAGAGGAUACAAGAGUUAGAAACUCAGGCUUCGUCUGACUUAGAGCUAAGAAAUAAUAAAAUAGAUGAAUUAACAAGGAGUAAUGAAGAGUUGCAGCUUCAAGUUCAAGCGCAGAAUAAGGCUAUUGAUCAACAUAAAUCACAUAUUAAUAAAUGUAUAGAAGUUGUAAAAAAGUUAUUAAAUGAGAAGAGUACUAUUGAAAAGAAAGAGGCUCGACAGAGAUGUAUGCAAAACAGAUUAAGGCUGGGACAAUUUGUGACUCAGCGAGUUGGUGCUACUUUCCAAGAGAACUGGACUGACGGAUAUGCAUUUCAAGAACUAACGAGGCGGCAAGAGGAGAUUACGGCUGAGAAGGAGGAGAUCGAUCGGCAGAAGAAGCUGCUGAUGAAGAAGCGGCCGUCCAACAGCGAGGGCAGAGGCAAACGCACGUCCAGCGUAGCCGCGCCCACGACGCCCCAGCCCCUGCACAACGGCACCGACCCGCCCACCUUCCUCAAGCCCGACCCUCUGCCCAGUCUCACCUGGCAGGAGUACUACGAGGCCGACGAGAUCCUGAAGCUAAGACAAAGUGCGUUGAAAAAGGAAGAUGCAGAUUUGCAGCUUGAAAUGGAAAAAUUGGAGAGGGAAAGAAAUCUUCACAUCAGAGAAUUGAAGAGAAUACACAAUGAAGAUCAGAGUAGAUUCUCACAACAUCCAGUGCUGUCUGAUAGAUAUCUGCUGCUAAUGCUGUUGGGCAAGGGUGGUUUUAGUGAGGUCCACAAGGCAUUUGACCUUAGAGAACAGCGCUACACCGCCUGCAAGGUUCACCAGCUCAACAAGGAUUGGAAGGAGGACAAGAAGGCCAACUAUAUCAAACACGCGCUCCGGGAGUACAACAUUCACAAGGCCCUUGACCACCCCCGGAUCGUGAAGUUGUAUGAUGUUUUCGAAAUUGACGGAAAUUCAUUUUGUACAGUGCUCGAAUAUUGCAAUGGCCAUGAUCUUGACUUUUAUCUUAAGCAGCAUAAGACAAUACCGGAGCGAGAAGCCAGAUCAAUAGUGAUGCAAGUGGUGUCCGCUCUAAAAUAUUUAAAUGAGAUAAAGCCUCCGGUGAUACAUUAUGACCUCAAACCGGGAAAUAUCUUACUCACCGAGGGAAAUGUCUGCGGAGAGAUCAAAAUCACUGACUUUGGCCUCUCGAAGGUGAUGGACGAGGAAAACUAUAAUCCUGACCAUGGAAUGGAUCUCACCAGCCAAGGGGCUGGUACCUAUUGGUAUCUGCCCCCCGAGUGCUUCGUGGUCGGCAAGAAUCCGCCAAAGAUAAGCAGCAAGGUAGACGUGUGGAGUGUGGGAGUAAUCUUCUACCAAUGCCUCUACGGGAAGAAGCCGUUUGGACACAACCAAAGCCAGGCGACUAUCCUCGAGGAGAACACCAUCCUAAAGGCAACGGAAGUGCAGUUUGCCAACAAGCCCACUGUCAGUAAUGAGGCUAAGAGCUUCAUCCGCGCCUGCCUGGCCUACCGCAAAGAGGAGCGCAUCGACGUGUUCGGGCUGGCGCGGCACGAGUACCUCCAGCCGCCCAUGCCCAAGCCCCGGGGCGCCCCCGGCAACACCCACGCCCACCAGCCGACCUUCCCGCCCUCCAUGUACGCCAGCUCCUCUUCCUAGC